UGGCGGUGCUUAGUUUGGUGGAGCAGGCGCAGUACGAGCAGCGCAGCUCUGCUCCAUCAUGCUCCGGUCGCACCGCCGCCGCAAGGGUACCAUUUGGGGUCGCUCGUUGACUUCACGAGUGACGCUGACGGCCUGGCACGGCGCGUGGCACUCACCCUGCGCUGCACCACUCGCCUUGCCUGCGCUGACCACCAGGUGCGAGAGGAGGACAUCAUUCACCUUGCUGCACUUCGCCCCAUUUGCCCUCUCCCCAUCUCCCCUUCCCAUCUCCCCUUCCCAUCCCCCCUUCCCAUUUCCCUCCCCAUCUCCCCUUCCCCACCCCUGAAAUGUUCUCUACCCCUGCAAUGCUCCACACUACCCUACCUUCCCCACCCUCUCCCCAUUUUCCGCCUCCCCCCCACCUACCCUCUCCACUUGCCCAUUCGCCUGCCGCCCCCACAAGUGGCGUUGGUAGCUGCAGAGCAAGAGGCACGGCAUCCCCAUGCACACCAACACCACACGCUGCACUCGCUCACCCACUCCCAUCUCACCCACGCCCUUCCCUGCUCUCCGCCGCGCUGCUGCUUGGAGCUGCACCUGACAGCCAAUGGCACACUGCCACGUCAGAUGAGAGCAAGAACAACAGCACCAGUCCCAGCAAAACUAACAGUCCCUUCUUCUGUCCGCCCCCCUCCCUCGUACUCUUCCUCACUCUCCUCCUCCCUCCCCCUCCCUCUCCCUCUCACUCGCAGUUUCUAUGCCUGUCUUGACGACGACACUGCUGCUGACUAG
Messenger RNA from Closterium sp. Naga37s-1, 771 nucleotides. NCBI's taxonomy places the organism in Eukaryota, Viridiplantae, Streptophyta, Zygnematophyceae, Desmidiales, Closteriaceae. The record is from the annotation of a GenBank genome assembly.